Molecule: messenger RNA, 4268 nt
Organism: Labrus mixtus (cuckoo wrasse)
Lineage: Eukaryota; Metazoa; Chordata; Actinopteri; Labriformes; Labridae
Gene: eml2
Product: EMAP like 2
Exons: 22
Coding region: 159-2663 (834 amino acids)
Biological process (GO): microtubule cytoskeleton organization
Cellular component (GO): mitotic spindle
Molecular function (GO): microtubule binding
Source: RefSeq, a predicted model, not a curated record
AGAGGGGGAAGCUGGAGCAGGUACAGGUGUGUGUUUGUUUGUCAGUUUAUGAAUGUGGAGGAGACGGGACGGGGCGACGACGUGAAGAAGAAGAAGAAGAAGAGACGGAGAGGGCUGAAAGGAAGACGAAGAAGAAGAAGAAGAAGAAGAAGGAGCGGAUGACAAGAGGGAGAGCUGGGAGGAAAGAGGGGAAAAGAAAAGAGGGAAUGAUGUCUGAGCGGAUAGCUUCGUGUGGGAGCCUGUAUGACAGCACCAACCUGCUGCUACAGUACUGCAACAACGAUGACACGGUGUCUGCCAGCAGUAACAUGGACGUGGAGGACCGGGUCUCACACCUGGAGCAGAGGCUGCAGCUGCAGGAGGACGAGAUCCAGCUGCUGAAGGCGGCCCUGGCCGACGCCCUGCGCAGGCUCGGGUACUGCGAGGAGCAGAGUCUGGGGACGCAACCAGGAAGUGUUCAUGCUGCGGGGAGGAGAUCUCUGGCUUCCACAGCUCCAGCUCCUCCCACCAAAGUGCGUCAGCUCCUGCAGGCUCUUCCCUCCCGACCUCUGAGUAACGGCUACGUCCAACAGAAACGCCUCCUCUCCUCCCCGUCCUCUCCUAAGAAGGAGGUGCUGCAGUCCAUCAAGAGAAAGAGCAUGUCCACAGAGCGCCUCACUCUGGUGAGGAGAGAGAUGGGAGCGGAGAGUCGGAGUCGAACCACCUCCUCCAGCAGCUCCUCUGGAGGAAAAAGCAAAUCCAAAGAAUGCACCCUCAACGCAGAGGACGGCUACGUGAGGAUGUUCCUCCGAGGUCGGCCUGUCACCAUGCACAUCCCCGACCAGCAGAGGGAAAGCUACAGCCUGGACCACAAGGUGGCGCUUCCUGACCGCAAGCUCAAACUGCAGUGGGUUUACGGAUACCGUGGACGCGACUGCCGCUCCAACCUCUACCUGCUGCCCACGGGAGAGAUCGUGUACUUCAACGCCUCGGUGGUGGUGCUUUACAACACGGAGGAGCAGCAGCAGAGGCACUACCUCGGGCACAAUGACGACGUCAAAUGCCUGAGCGUGCAUCCCGAUAUGGUUACCAUAGCAACUGGGCAAGUGGCUGGAAACUCUAAAGAUGGAAAGCUGCUGGCUCCUCAUGUCCGGGUUUGGGACUCUGUGAGCCUCAACACGCUGCACGUGCUCGGGAUGGGAGUGUUCGACAGAGCCGUCACCUGCGUGGCUUUCUCCAAGUCGAAUGGCGGCACCUUCCUCUGCGCUGUGGAUGAUGCCAACGAUCACAUCCUGUCAGUCUGGAACUGGCAGAAGGAAAAACAAGUGGCUGAUGUCAAGUGCUCCAAUGACUCUGUGCUGGGCGCUGUCUUUCAUCCCAUGGAUGCAAACCUGAUCGUCACCUGCGGAAAAUCUCACAUCAACUUCUGGACCGUGGAGGGAACCACCCUCACAAAGAGACAGGGCCUGUUCGAGAAACAUGAGAAACCAAAGUAUGUGUUGUGUGUGGCGUUUGCUGAGAACGGAGACGCCAUCACAGGAGACUCCAGUGGAAACAUCUACAUCUGGGCCAAAGGUGGUAACCGUAUCACUCACCAGGUGUCGGGGGCCCAUGAGGGGGGCAUUUUCUCUGUUUGUGUGCUGAAGGACGGCACCUUGGUGUCCGGAGGAGGGAAGGACCGCAAGGUGGUGCUGUGGAACCACGACUACAGAAAGCAGGCUGAGAUGGAGGUGGGCGAGUCGUUUGGUCCUGUUCGGGCUCUGGCUGAAGGGAAACCUGGAGAACUCUUUGUGGGGACCACCAAGAACGCGAUCAUCAGAGCCGCCUUCCCUGAUACUUUAACUCCCAUUGUUCAGGGUCACACCGAUGAGCUGUGGGGUCUGGAUGUUCAUCCCUCCAUGGAGCAGUUUGUCACCUGCGCCCAGGACAAACAGGUUCACCUCUGGGACACCAACUCCCAUCAGCCCCUGUGGAGCAAGACCAUCGAGGACCCGGGGAGGUCUGCAGGUUUCCAUCCCAGCGGGGCGGUUCUAGCUGUGGGGACCAUGACUGGAAGGUGGUUGGUGCUGGACACUGACACCAGGGAUCUGGUUUCUAUGCACACAGAUGGAAAUGAGAUAAUUUCCAAUGUCAAGUACUCUCCAGACGGGAACUUCCUGGCUGUUGCUUCCCACGACAACUUUGUUUACAUCUACGCUGUGACGGAGAAUGGUCGGAAAUACAGCCGUGUGGGGAAAUGCACUGGUCACUCGAGCUUCGUCACCCACCUGGACUGGUCUUCAGACAGCCAGUUCCUCGUCACCAACUCAGGAGACUACGAGAUCCUCUUCUGGGAGGCAUCCAGUGGUAAACAUGUGACAAACAUGGACACGGUGCGUAACCAGGAGUGGGCCACUUCCACCUGCACCCUGAGCUUCAACACCUUCGGAGUUUGGCCGGAUGGAGCAGACGGCACAGACAUCAAUGCCGUGUGCAGGUCACAUGACGGAUCCCUGCUGACCUCUGCUGAUGACUUUGGCAAAGUGCACUUGUUCAACUUCCCCGGCUCUCAACCAAGGGCUCCGAGCCACGAGUACGGUGGCCACAGCAGUCACGUGACCAACGUUGCCUUCCUGCACGACAACAGUCACCUGAUCUCCACCGGCGGGAAAGACACCAGCAUCCUGCAGUGGGUGGUUGCCUAGGCAACACUCUCCAACCACAUCUUGAAUCCCUGCAGACAGGGACCAGCUUUCCUCCCUGACCCCCCCCCCACCCAAUCACCUUUCACUGUUUUCUCCUCCUGCCACCAGGGGGCAGUCACUCCUCCGUGCCUACCGGAAAAUAUUAAAGAAACACACACACACAACUCCACCGACCCACAGACGUCACCCCGUUGUAAUAAAAGCAAAUUAUUUAGUGUCCUGCUGUUUGUGAUAGAAUGUAGAGAAAAUGAUUUGUUGCAUUGCAGGAAGUGAGUCCUAACUGUACCCAUAAAAAAAAAAAACUACUGUAACACCAGAGCAGCUGGUGAACCUGUGGCUUUAGCAUUAGUACUAACUGUGCCUGAACUGUAUUAACCUUAACCCCCUCUGAAGGGAGGUCCACGUAUUUGAAUGGAAACGUGUCUUUGCAAGCUUUAGCUCCUCAUUUACAAAUCGUGUAUUCUUUACCACUGAUCUGACCAUCUCUGGAUAGAAGUCACAGAGGUCAUGAACAGGCUUGUGUUUACGCUUUAGAGAUUAAUAUUUGCAUAUUAAUCAAGCAGACAUUGGUUUCCUCUCAUUCAUACAGUGAACAGAGCAGACUCUCCAGUUUAGAUUGAGGUGGAUGGAUUCAUGUAUGAAAUUCAUACUUCCUAAAAGUUUUCAAACUAAAUGCAUCAGAGCUAAUGGAUUCUUAAAAGUGAGGGGGAAAUUACAGUCUCAUUUCAAUAAAAAAAUAAAGCUGAUAUGUUUGUCGAGCUGUGAUGUAAAGUUCACACGAUUUAAGAGCUAAAACAUCCAAAAACACAUCGACCUUUAAAGAGUCAAAUAACUCUGCACCCAGGUGAGUGUCGUAGAUUCUUAUAAACAUCUUCCCUCUUUCCUCAAGUAAGAAAUCCAAACGGGACACCUUCAAACCUGUGACAGACGUCUCCUGGAGUUUAGACAAACAGGAAGUAACCUCUUUAAGGUUUGAGUCAGAGCUCCAUGUGCGUUAGCUUUUAUCCACAUGUGUUAGGGAUGUGUGAUGUUUGUAAGAACUUACCUGACCUGACCUGGGGCACAGGAAGAUUGUAUUAGACUUCAUCAAAUAGGUGUUAUUAUUCCACUUUAAAAACUAUGAUUAUAACCUAACUGCCUUGUUAUCUAAGCGAUUCUCUUCCCUUAACAGGAUUUCCAAAACGAUUACGAUUACAGAUGUUCUGUCUGAGAUUUGGCUGUUUUCCCUAGAGCCUCUCAUUUAGCCCCGCCUCCCCCCUCCCCCGGCCUGCUGUGUUUCUGAUGGUACUACUGUGUUACUGUAACCGUGCUUUAGAAGGCACUAGAUGGCGCUACAUUGCAAGAGAAUGAGCAUGACUGAGGCUGCCCUCCUCCUGUAGAUGCUGUUCAUGUUGCAAAGGUCUAUAGAGUUAAUAUAUGUACGAUGCAGUAUAUCCAAGUGGCUGUGUUAUUUUAAUAUUGAACUAUAACAACGAUGGAUGUGAUUAUAUUCUUGUGGCACUUUUAGUGAUUGACGGAAGAGUAAUGUCGGCUGCUGUGCUGUUGAAGUGAGCUUGAGCUUCGCCUUCUUCUCUUUUGUUAAUAAAGUUUUUACCCAACUACUCA